Molecule: messenger RNA, 654 nt
Organism: Lichtheimia ornata
Lineage: Eukaryota; Fungi; Mucoromycota; Mucoromycetes; Mucorales; Lichtheimiaceae
Exons: 6
Coding region: 1-654 (217 amino acids)
Biological process (GO): retrograde vesicle-mediated transport, Golgi to endoplasmic reticulum; vesicle fusion with Golgi apparatus; endoplasmic reticulum to Golgi vesicle-mediated transport
Cellular component (GO): endoplasmic reticulum-Golgi intermediate compartment; Golgi membrane; SNARE complex
Molecular function (GO): SNAP receptor activity
Source: RefSeq, a predicted model, not a curated record
AUGGUCAAGUCGACUAUUAUUGCCCGUGUAUCCGAUGGCCUUCCAUUAGCUGCCAGCAUGGACGAUGAACAGGUAGAAACCGAGUUGGCCGAAUACAAAGCCCAAGCCAAGACUAUCUUCAAACGUCUCAAUGCUCAUUCCGAACCGAGAUGUUCGAUCGAAUCGGGUGCCUACGUGUUUCACUAUAUCAUUGAAGGCAACGCUUGUUAUCUCUGCAUCUGUGACAAGUCUUAUCCUCGCAAGUUGGCAUUCAGCUAUCUGGAAGAAUUGGUUAAGGAAUUCAAUAUGAGCUAUGGCAGUGAAGUUGACAAGCCAGGUUUGCGACCUUAUGCAUUUGUCAAGUUUGAUACUUUCAUGCAAAAGACAAAGCGCAUCUAUCAAGAUACCAGAACACAAAACAACCUUACAAAGUUGAAUGAGGACUUGCAGGAUGUGACACGUAUCAUGACCAAGAACAUGGAGGAUUUGUUAUGGCGUGGUGACAGCUUAGACCGGAUGAGUCAAUAUUCUGGUGAGCUCAAGGAUAGUGCAAAAAUGUUCAAAGACAAAGCACGCCAUUUGAAUCUGCAAGCAUUGUAUCGAAAAUAUGGUCCACCUGCUAUCAUUGUCUCUGUGAUCCUAGGUGUGUUGAUGCUUAGGUAUUACGUCUUUUAG